Meleagris gallopavo (turkey) is the source of this 9052-nucleotide messenger RNA. It is a transcript of the gene ENKUR, whose product is annotated as enkurin, TRPC channel interacting protein. The record is from RefSeq and is a predicted model, not a curated record. Gene Ontology annotation, molecular function: calmodulin binding. Gene Ontology annotation, cellular component: acrosomal vesicle; axonemal microtubule. NCBI's taxonomy places the organism in Eukaryota, Metazoa, Chordata, Aves, Galliformes, Phasianidae.
UGCGUCACGCCAGCCCGGCAGCCGCCUCCCGCCAAAGAAAGGGCAGAAAAGAGGUGGCGCAGCCCCGCCUCUCGUGGCGCUGUUGCCUAGCAACGCGGCUCCUUGGUGACGGCGGCGACAACAGCGUGAGAGCCGCGGUCUGCCCGGCGGCAGUCUGAGGCAAGGGGUGGGAGGCGGGAGCAGGCGGAGGAUGGCUGCCCAGGAGAGUGUGUAUAACCUCCUGCCCCGGCUGGAGGAGAAGCCCGUCAAACCGCCCAGGUAUAUAUCGACAUUUAGGCCAUCUGUGAAACUUGAAAUAGAGCGAAGUAAAGCGCAGUGGAAAACUAUGGGGCCAGCAAAAGUUGCGGUGCCAUCUCCAAAAAACUUUCUGAAGAAACACUCCAAGGAACCCACGUUACCAGCAAGAAAAAAAGAACAGGAGAGUAAGAAACUGCCUGCAUUAUCAGUACCACGGAGGACAGAUCGCCCAGUUAUGGGAGUUCAGAGUAAAAAGAAUUUUAUAAAAACAAACGCAGUUGCUGCUAUCACAGGAUUGCCUAAAAAGCCUCAACAUAUUUAUGUUGAUAGAAGACAGGGAGACAAAUACUUGCUUGAAACUUCAGGACUUGUUCCAAAAUAUAUUAAGAAAAAGGAUUAUGGUGUUACACCAAAAUAUGUAACCCAGAGAAGUGAAGAAAUGAAGAAAGCUCAGAAAGAAUAUGAAAACAGUGUUUUGGAGUAUCUCAAGAAAAAAGCCAUGAAACAGUUGUCUGAUGAAGAGAGAGAAUGUCUACUGCAGGGGCUGAAAAAGAACUGGGAGGAAGUGUAUCACGAAUUUCAGUGUCUUUCAGUAGAAAUAGACACUAUACCCAAGAAGCUGUAUAAAGGAAAGCUGGAAUCACAGAUGAAGCAACUGGAACAUGACAUAGAUGUAAUUGAGAAGCACAAAGUUAUUUACAUUGCAAAUGAGUAAGGACUGUUUUUCAGACAUUGCCUCUUUCCUCCUUUUCUCUUUCUCUACCCUCGUCCUUCCAAGAAAAAAACCCAAAGUUCAAAAGAAGUUGAAAUUAUUCAGGAGGAAAUAUUCAAGUAAUAGAAAUAUGCAUCUUCUUAGUUAUUUGUAACAACUUCUCUAAUUCUCAACUGUACAACUCAUUUUUUUCAAAUAAACUUAAUAUAACUUUAUAUGAACAUGAAUUUAAUCUAUUAUUUUUUGUAAUUUUUAUUAGCAAUUAAAAUGCCUAUUCACAUCAGGCAUAAAAAAUACUGUUCUAUAUGUUUGGGGCACUUCUUUCCUUACACAGCCCAAACUAAGUGGAAUAAUUGUCCGCUGAAGACACCUUGGUAAAUAUUCAGAGUGGGAUGGCUUCUGCUCUGGUUAUUAAAGAGCUGCUGCAUUUUACUUAAAUGCUUGAACGAUUCUAUUUCUAAACAGUUUGGUUUCUACACAACAUUUUGUUUAUGUAAAAAUAAUGCAGUAAUACUGUAUUAAAUCUACAACUAAAGUAGAAAAAUGUGGUUUAAUUGCUAUUGUAUGUAUAAUGUUAGAAUGAAAGCAAUAUACAAGCACCUGAGUCAUGACUAGAUAGAAAUUAUACAGAAUGGCGUAGUGUACUGCAUCUAUUUCCACGUAAGGGAAAAAUGCUAUUCUUAGUUAACCUUUGCUUCCAAACACAAUUUUUUCUAUGUUAUAUCAAUUAUUUCCAACAGCAGCUGUUGUGAGAUCAUUGCAAGUGACAUCAGCACAGGAUGAAGUCAAGAAUUUCAAUUGAACUUCUAAAAGCCAAAUUUUAAGCCUGUCUGGAAAGGGUUUGAAGAUUUAACGUCGAUUCUAGGUUAUAUUUCUUGUGCAUUUUAAGCUUGUCUAUGGCAUACACUAAGGGAGCUUGAGAGACAGGUGUCUAUUUUGUUGUUUCUCACUUACAGGAAAGCAAUGUUUACUUUUGAAAGAUAUAAAAAAUCUGGAAUAAAACUAUUUUCAUAAAUAUGAAUUUCAUUUACUGUUUACUUACAAUUUAUACAGUGUAGUUUAAGAGCACCACUAUAAUCACUUAAUAACAUGCCACAUUAUCUGUCACAUUAUCUGCUAAUUAUCUGCUAAGAUGCUUUUCUUAAGAAAUGCUGUAUAACCAAACAUGACUGUUAGUUUUGACUUCAGAACAGCAUGCAUUCCCACUGCCUCAUUCUCUGUUUAAAGUAGGCCAUUUGACUGAAUUAGGCUGAAGAUCUGGAUUUGGGUUUUUUCUUUAUCAUCAGUGUUAUCUUAAAAUGCAGAGUUGGAGUUUGCAUAUCCCAAAAGUGAGGAGAAGCAAGUCAGUGUGUAGACCUGAGAACAGAAUUUCUACUGCUAAGGGAAGUUAUAAUGUUCUUCAGUUAUAAAACAUUUUUAACUGUCUUCUUAGUUUAAAAUAAAAUAAAACAAAAAGCCAGUAUGUAGAAACACAUCAUUUCGCACAUUUCUUAACAUUUCAACAUAGCAUUACAGUGCCUUUUGUUACUUUGUUUUUAUUUACAGUUCACUUAGUUUUCUUCAGCAGAAGUUUCAAACCUCCUUCAUCUUUACUUUAUGGCAUUCUUAUAGCGACACAAGCUGGAGGUUUUUUCUGAGCAGCUAAGCAAUGUGUAAUUUAAUGUAACUAAGAAACUGUGUGUAAUAAAUAUGCAAUUCAAACUUAGUAUUGCCAGUGAUAACCUUCCUAUCUAACUAACUGUGACCAGUUCGCACACAAGUGAAAAAGAAUUGAUGGGAAAGUAAAACAAACUCAGGAUUGAUUGAAUGCUUUCCUACAAAAAACUGAGUUUAGAAUAGUUUGGAUUUUUGUGUUUGUUCAUUUUACUAUAAUUUUUUUCUACACUUGGCUUUUCUAAAUUUUCAGGUGGAAAUAAUUUCAUAAUUUCUGGAGAUGGACUGUAGAAUUAUACUAGUCCUGAUUGGAUAGGGUUUAGUCUUCAGAAAUUCAAUAUAUUUUUGCAAAUGUGAAAGUUAAAUUUCAGCAAGAUUAUUUAUUGUAGGCUAUCAAUAAAAUGGAACUAAAUACAGGUGUUGUGGGACUUGCCACUUUCUGUAAUACAGUUAAAACUUCAUUUUGCAAAACCAACCACCAUUAUGGGAUUUCUGUUCACAAGCUAUAAGUAGUAUUACCAGCUGAAACAUUCUCUAAUUUCAUUACUCAUUUACUGAUAAGCAAUUAAAUCAUAAGAAAGAAAAUAAAUUAAUUUUGAUAUGUAACAGUAAUUUUUUCAGCCAGAUAUUUUUAAAUGAUCAAUACUACAUUGGAUAGCCAUCAUAAAAUACACUCUAAGGAGAUAUGAAUUCUGUGUUGGUCAGUAGAAGCUAUGGUGCCACAAACUGAAAAUAUUUCCUGUUGAAAGUUAAGCAUGACAAACUGUGUAUCUAUUUUUUUAAAUAUAGCAACAUGGAAUUAUGAUAAAUAUCUGACUGGCUGUUCUUCGGAAUGAAACUAUUUAUAUUCAGGAAGUAAGGAAUCAGAUAUGGCAUCAUCACAAACACAGGGAGUUCCUGAUUGCAAGGUUCUGAUAGAGCUGCCUCGAGCAAGUGACAGAUCUGGUAAAAGCAUAUGGGCUCCAUGUGGCUGAAAGUGUUGUGGCUUCUAGGAUCUGUAUGAGUGCUUGGACACUAAGUCUGAAGGUAGCUCAUCAAAAUCUUCCUUGCAGAAGAGUAACUUUAUUCCUCUCAUUAAAUAGUGAGAGUAAAAUUCCUCAAUAAUUUCAUUUCCCUAAGUCUCUGUAUAUGUCUUGUUUAAUUUUGGGAUAUGGUUGUGGUUUUUGGUUGUUUUUGUUUUUUAUUAGGAAGACACAUUCUGCCCUUCUGCAUAAUUUUUUGUAAAAAAUUGGCAUCACAAACAGUUGUAAUUAUUCUGCCACAAAGCUGAAAUCUAGUCCUUUCACUGGCAUAUGUUUCAGAGUAAACAGCAACAGCACUAGCGAAGUCAGACAUCAUUCAGAAAAAAAACUUCACCUAUAUAUGCAGGUUAAUGGAGGCCUAGAUAAAUGCUAUUCCUUGUCAGUGCUUUCAUCCUCAGUUCUAUGAUGCUUAUAGUAUUAAGAAUGUAAUUAUAGGAGAGACUGAUGGCAAAACCUACUAUUAAGGUUCCCUGACAUUUCCCAGAGUCAGGGAAGCCAGCCGCUGAGUCUGGAAUCUGCUGGUGACCAUUCAGUUACCUCAGUAACUACAGGGGUGUUAAGCCUGACCAAACUCAGUAAGACUGGCCAUUGCUCCCUGUGAGUGGAUACCAGAGGUAGUCAUUUAUACUCAGCUGCUGAAUUCCCACAUUGUAUUUUUAUUUCAUUCUGCCUUGAUCUCGCUCCAGCUCUUUUUCGUUUCAUAAUGUUAUGUAAACAGUGUGAGUAAAUUCAAAGUUUUCAUCCUCCAGGCUAAGCACUGGCAUUAUGGUAUGAAUACAAGGUGAGUUGAGUUUCUUGUUUGUCUUAUCUUUUCUUUGCUGUUUAAAUGGUGCUGAGGUAAAUAUGACUGCUCUUUCACAGAGUUAUAAAAAAUACACCUAAUAUUUUUUUUCUAGACUGUAUCUCUAACACCCGUUUGUAUGUGAGUGAACGUAGCCAAAUGGUAGAUUGCAUUUGUUUUGGCUAUCUUUGAUGCUGCUAUGGGGAUGAACUUCUGUUUCAUCACAGUAUUAGCCUGUGUUGUUAAUUCUUAUCUCAUGCCUUCCUCCACAUUGAGUCCACAGCAUAGAGAAGUUUGCACAAAUGCUAGAGUAUCUUUGUCUUCAAAUUCUUUCUUAAAGGUUCCUUUCCAGUAAUGCCUACUAAGAAUUUAACAGCUGGGCUGCUCGUAAUCUGAGAUUAGAGUUUAUUGUGCUGACCUGUGCAGUUUCCUUGAACACCCCUGGCACUCUGUAAUUAUUUGUUCUUCUAUUCUGCUUAGAUUGUAAAUUAUUUGUGGUUUGGAUCACCUUUUUCUCUCUUCACAUGGUGUCUGGCACAGUAGAACUUUCAUCUGUAAAUAGAGUUCCUUGGUGCUUGUACAAAAAAUAAAUAUGAUCAUCUGAGGGUGAAUCAAGACCAGGCAAUAGAGGGAACAGAUUCAAAUUGUUUACCCAAAGAAAUUGUUCUCUCUGAACACUCAUCUCGUUUGUUUCAGCAAUUGGAAAAUAACAGCUGUAGGAAGAGAAAAUUAAGUCACUUAACUUAUUCCCUGGUGCAAUAUGAUUUAGUCAUACAUUUGUCAUAAGAUGUCUUUGAAAUGCAAUGGUAAAUGUCUUAUACCUGGCUUUUUCACUGGUAGCCCUUAAUGCUGCGUUUCUCAUUUUGCGAUUUAAGCCCAUACGCAAAGUGUGAGUCCCCAUAUGGAAAAUUCUGGUGACUCGACCCUUUAAUUCACAGAGCUGCUGUAAGGAUGAAUAAGUACCUCUAGAACUGUUCUGAAUAUUGCUUUGAGAGCCAUACUAAUGCUCAGGAAGAAAUGUAAUAAUUUUCUCUUCAGAGGAAAAAAUAAGUCGUGUUCAACGUGUGGCCGCAGGUACUGCAGAGUGAAGAAGCAAUCACUUUGCACUUUGGUCUGUCUCGUACACAGACCAUAAAAUGAGCAAAUGGUCCAGUGCAACAUUCCAGUGUUCUUAGGGUGUGGGUCAUUCCAUGCAGCUAAAGAGUUUGGUGGUUGGCUGGCCAUGCACAUUUAGCAUGCCUGUGCUACAGGAAAAUGUGCUGGUCCAGAUUCUUUUUUUCAGUGUACUUUUGUCACUGCACUGUUUAUUCUAAGCAAGCUGUGAAGUCUACAAAAUUACAUCAAAGAAGACUGAGCUAUUUUGGAAAAAAAAGAGUCUUUAAACUGUUAUUUGUUUACUUGUUUAAUACACUAUAAAAUCUGUUUUGCAGAUUUUCUCAAAUUUGCUGUAGUUUAUUGGGGGUUGGGAGGGGAGGGGAGAGGGGGAGCAGAUGGGAAAGAGAAAGCCAUGUGAGCAACCUCUUUUAAAAGGAGAACAAACCCUAACAGUUAAAUUCAAUACAUUGGGUGUGACCCACUAUGUAUUUACAAUGUCCUGACUAGUUCUCAUAGCUGUGCAUGAUGAAUUUGUCACAGGAUAUGAUGUGAACAGCUUUUCUUGAAAAUAACCUUUUGUCAUGCAAACGUCAAUACUUCUCAAUAGCUGGUUAGAGGAAAUAUUUGCAUAAUAUUAUAAAGGAAAUAAAGUUUAUUCUAGUAUUAAAGGACAAAAGGAAAUUUUUGUUUGCAUUUAUUCCAGCUAUAAAGAACUCUGUAUUAAUAACAUGAACCUGAAGAGCAGGAUGAGUAUCUUCAGGAGCCAGGAAAUUACAGAGUGAAGAUCUAGUUGCUCUAGUCUGGCACAGUGAGAUUAAUAACAAACAAAAAUGUAGUUUUGUAUUAAAGAUAUUUAUCAUGGACCAAAUAAGUCAAAGUCGCAAAUUCUGUCGUGCUGUACCUAACGCAGAUUUAAAGGUCAUUAAAAAAACAGACUAACAUCUGAAUGUCAGCUUUUAACCAUUUUAAUGGUAUAAAAAUUAUUCAAAUUAUUCAAAGCCUACAUCAGUCUUGUAGACUCAGUACUGGUUAACUGUGAUAGCUAAGUGCUCUGAGUUCCAUUUGUGGAUCCUAGAUGCUGCUAUAAAGAUGAAUUUUCCAGUUACCAAAGAUGUUAAUUCUACUGAAUUUGAACACAGACAGAAACUUGUAGCACCACUCCAUUAGCUGCUAUAGCACAGUAGUCACAAAGGAAAGUAUAGCAUCCAUGCUGCUAUAGAUUGUAGGAUGCUAUGAUCUCCCUAGGCACUUGGAUGCAGGGGGUGGUUUGAAAUGCUGCUUUACAUUCUCACAGACAUUAGUAACAAUCUGGUGAAUAGUUUUUGCUGCCCUCCAGGUCUUCAGCAGUCACCCUGUGGUCUAAUAACCGCCUCAGGUAAUGCAGAAGAACUCAAAAUUCUGGAAUACAUUAAGGCUGGAUAUGAAAGCAGUUCUGAGUUAUUUCCAGCAUACCCUGAAGUAAUGUGUCUGCUAAACUUUUUAAUAUUGUCUUCAGUGAGCAUUUUACCUAAAAGGUAAAUAAUUGGAGUGGCAGUGGUGGCGGUGAUCACUUACAACAACAAAUAGCAAAUGCCAGUUUAUGCUUCAUAAGAUUGUUUACAUGAGAUUGUUACUGCAUAACAGCUGCAGCAAAAGACAGAACCAGAAAUAAGAGCUCUUACUUCAUCCUCUAAUUGGCAAGCUUCUACCUAGGUAACCUAUAACUCUUGAAAUAGUCUGGAUUUUCAUGCUUUUCUUGUUUAUUUUUGGUGUUUAUAUAUUAAAUUGUGUCGUCAAAUGUUUAUUAUGGCUUCUUGGGAGGGGAAUACAUAAUGGAGUUUCUAAAGCUAACAGAUAACCCUGUGGUAAUGUUUGUCUUGGACUGUUUUCUUGUUUUUCCCAGCCUCCUAUGUUCAGUAUUUCUUUAUGUUAUAGUUGUGGAAGGGUGGAUACUUGUGCUGCCUUCAUCAGUAACAGAGUAAGAGAGGAAAGGAUGUGUAACUGAAAUUAUAAAGUUAGUUCUGUGAAGGCUCAAGAUAUAAAUACUGUUCCCAAGGGAUUUGUAUAUAUGUUCCAAACUGCUUUGUUUCUUCGGGUGUCACUUUUUCCAUCUGCUCCUUUAUGAUUUUUGGCUAUGUGUCCAGACCUACUUGUUAGUAUGAGUUCACCGUUCUACCCUAUUUUCUUUGUUCUUUUCCCCUUUGAUCAUUUCCCAUGGUUGUAUGUCUUAAAGUGUUUACUCUUUUCCUCCUAUUUUUAGUUUAUAAACAAACAGCUAAAGAAACAUAGUAGGAAAGUUCUUCAGCAGUUAAGACCCUAAUACCAUUUGUCACAUUUGCAACAAGACUAAAAAACCUGUAUUACAUUUCUUGCUAACAAAUCAUGAUACAUGCUGAAAGAGCAGCUUGGUGGAUUGGAUUGGUGGUUGUUGAUAGCAGCACUACCCUUUCAACUAUGACCCAGCUAAUUUUAUCUAGUUUUUUAUUUCCAUAUUCUUAUUUAUUGUUAUUGUUUAUUGUUAUUAGCAAUACGUGACACUUCAUUACACUUCUGAAGUGAUCCCAAGAGUAAAACUCUUGGAAGAGAAGUGUACCAGAAGUAGACUUGACAAAAUGCAGUCAUCCAACCUUGACAGGAAAAACAAAAUGUUUCCUGCUUAUGUUUUUCUACACAAUGCCAGAGGAAUUCAUUUUUCAGUAUCUUGUUCAUAAUCUUUUCCAAAUCUUUAAACUUCUGUCUGUGGGGUUCUGUCUGUAAUACAGUUAGAGCAAUCUUUUGUAUUCCUGUGGACAGAUUAAAGACCAUGGUUUAAGAAAAGACAGAAAACUCUGCAAUAGUAGCCCAACUAGUCCAAAUGGUAGAAGUAACCAGUAGGAAUUCAGCAAUGGCAAAAAUAAUUUGUAAUCCCAACUGCAAUCUAACUAGCUUCAGAAUGAUACAUCUUACGUCUGUGAUGUUUAUUUGACAGCAGCUUUGUCUAUAAUGUGAUAUGAACUAAAUCAGAUUGCAUUUGUUUCAUGGUGAAGGGAUUCUUGCCCACCUCCAAGCAAGAAGAGUCUUCAGAUCUUGAAAAGUCUUGUGGGCACAAAUCAGUGGUGUUUAAUCCCAAAGUUUAGAUGAAAAAUUAGACUUUAUUUCUGAAUAGAUCUAUGAAAUAUUGAUAUGCAAUCAAAAUACAGAAGUAUUGAGGGAUUUUGCCCACUAUGAAGAUCUAUAUAUUUUAUGAAAAUAACUUUAUUUAAUAUAUGUAUGUGGGCUUGUGCAAAUCUUUAUAUACUCUUUAUCAAAUUCACUAACUUUUUUUUAAGUUUAUUUUAAUGUACUGUGGACCAUCUUUUUGCAGGAUACUUCAGUCUUGGUAUGCAGGGAUCACUUCCAAGACAGACACAUUCUGGAGUUGACCUGUGUCACUUUGUAAACACAAACCUCCUUUCUUGGACACAUGUUGUCAGUUGUAGCAAUAGUUAAGAGUAGAUUCUUAAUCCACUAAGAAACACACAGGUUUGACUUCAUAUAAGAACCGAAGCAUCUAUAACAAGGUAGUUUUAAAUUACUGUAGUACUUAUCCAGACU